AUGGCCGUUGAAACCGAGAUCCCCUUCACUUCGAUAAAACCUGGUCAGGUUAUUCUUGCCAGGCUGUCGUGUGGUGCUGAUGCUAUCGGAAAGGUCAUGGCCGAAACUGACAAUGACGAUACUGUCGCUCAUGGCUCACUAGUGGUCCAGAUCUACGACUCGCAUGAUGGCAAUAAAUUUUUCCCGGUGUGGUUAUCUCAUGACGGUUCCACUUACACUGGUGACACUCCGGAAAACGCUCAGCGGGACAGUCCGCUCCUGCGUACGGUGUCUUCGGUACUCAUGCGUAUCAAUCUGACUCCGACGAACAUGCUCAAGGACACCUCACGCGCGGCUAUGGUUGAGGCAGGAUACCUUGAGGCGUAA
This is a messenger RNA of Perkinsus marinus ATCC 50983, 366 nucleotides long. RefSeq lists its product as hypothetical. The transcript has a single exon. NCBI's taxonomy places the organism in Eukaryota, Perkinsozoa, Perkinsida, Perkinsidae. The record is from RefSeq and is a predicted model, not a curated record. The coding region runs from base 1 to 366 and encodes 121 amino acids.